CUCAGGGUUGAUUCAGUUGUUUGCUUCCCCUUCUGAGUGUUUUCCGCCGGAUCCAGAGUAUCCAUUCUCAUCCAACUCUCAUCGGUCCUACUCUCAGGAUCUCAGGGUUCGAUUUGGUAUGAGUCAUUGCUGUUUUAUGCCCUGCAAUCCCCAUCCUGCUGCUCUUUCCCGGAAUGGUUCUUUCUUUAAUUUUCUAUAAUCAGCGAGACAUGAAUCUAUAUAAGAUUUCCUCGUCCUCUCGUCGUCACAAUCCUAACAAGAACGUCCCCCUUACACCACACCGUUUGUCAGCAUGAGCUGGAACAAAAAGCCCGACUCAGAGCCCCUGGUUGAUCCACCGAUAGUCUCGAUUUCGCCAACCAAGAACAUACAAGCAGGCAACGAACUCCUCGAAAAUAUCGCUUUGGCGGAGAUGACGGAGAACGGUGCCAAAUGGCCUCCCAGAGCGGUGGAGGGUUUUGUGACUAAAUAUAAAAAUGCAUCUGAACUUGGCGACGAGCUCAGCGAAGAAGUUAUAAGCAAUCCCAUCAUCGCUAACCUCAAACCAAAGGUUUUUAGGAAUAGCCGAAAAUACGCCACUAAAGCCUAUAAUGUCGCUACGAGCGCUAAGGGUCUAUCGGCUGCCUCCGAGGGUGCUACAUUUAUAGCUAAACAGGCUAAAGAUAAACGUUCAGUGGAUGAACAGUACAAGUCAAGGAGAGACAAGGAGACGAAACACGGUAUCACGAUACCGCUCCUCGGAGCGCCGUCACCCAUAAUACCUACACAGAGCCUCCCCGCGCAAGGAGAUGGGUCGAACGUACCCACAUUCGGCGGUCUCCCAUCCACAAAUGUUAAUUCGUCAAGCGCCAAUAAGAAACCUUAUCCUCAUUCUGGUGGACAGCCUGGAGGAGGGGCUGGUUCAUCGGCGUACGCCGGCCGGCCGCCUGCUUAUGACAAGCUCACGCAAGGAGGACCUCUGACUCAACAACUUGGGUACCCCACUAACCAAGGCUACUCCGCCAUGGUAUCACCUCACCAGACCUAUCCUUCGCAAGCGUAUGCUCCGCAACAAGUGUCGUACUCCACUCAAAAGGCGUACCCUACUCAACAGGCCCAACAGGCAUACCCUCCAAAAUCAGGGUACCCUAAUCAAGCAUUCCCUUCGCAAGCCUACCCUCCCCAACAGGCAUCAUACACUACCCAACAGACUCAACAAUCGUACCAUAACACGCAGCAAGGGUACCCUACUCAAGCAUACCCUGGCGGAAACACAAAGGCGCCUGCAGCUUCGCCUUAUCUAGGGACCUCGAAACCCUCGAAGCCAAAUUUCCACGUCAAAAAUCGUCAUUCAGGUGACAGCGGAACUUCAGACACCUGGUCGCAACAUGGACAUCACGGCCACCACUCAGCUCCACGUACACCUAAAGCCGAGACUUCACGAGCCGGGGCCAGUUCUACCAGGAAUCGUCACCAUAUCGAUACUUCCAACGGUAGUAUGCAGCGCUCUCCCAGUACGACAAGCUCUAUUGCACCGGGAUAUACGACGGUGGAAUCAGUGGCCCCACCCUAUACGACCCAUGUCGCCACACAGUCCAAGCCUAAGCCCAAGGAGAAUGAAGGCGAGAAAAACGACAAACAGCAGGACGCCAAUUGAGCCACAAAUGAUCCAUACCGACUGACAUUCAAGUUGUUUGUACACGCUUAUAGCAGCUUUGAACUCACGCACUAGUAACCCUACUCAAUUUUGUUUUUACCAAAAGUUUUUACUCAUAACUUAGGACAUAUCUCAAUGCUAAAUAUCAUUCAACUCACUUUCAACCACUCCCAGAAUCGUAGACUAUCUUUUAGAAACCCGUGAGGGGACGUAAAGCUGGUUGUUGUACCAACGAACCCGUCCUCGACUUUUAGCUAUGACGCCAAAAUAACUUGAUCAGUACGAGAUCGAAGUGCAGUUAUGUGUCUCCGGAUAGAUAUUGAUGUGGGCUGUGGCUCGGUCUU
Guyanagaster necrorhizus is the source of this 1980-nucleotide messenger RNA. RefSeq lists its product as uncharacterized. Lineage: Eukaryota; Fungi; Basidiomycota; Agaricomycetes; Agaricales; Physalacriaceae. The transcript has 10 exons. The record is from RefSeq and is a predicted model, not a curated record. The coding region runs from base 413 to 1636 and encodes 407 amino acids.